CUGGCGCGGCCUUUGUCUCUUGCCCUAGGCAGGGAGCUGGCGUUCUCUCUCACUGUUCGGUUUUCAGAAAGGCCCAGGCGUCUCCGCGGCUGCCUCUUUCACUCUGUGACCUGCAGAUACUGGGAUAUCCAUAGGGAGGACAUCGGGACACCCCUGAAGCUGGGAAACGUUCUUUUGCCUGUGGGUGUAGUGGUAGCAGAUAAAGGGGCUGUGCUGAUGCCUGAAAUGCAUAUUCUCAAGAUGCAGCUGUGAUUUGUUCAGUCUCACCUGAGAAGGAAUCCUAGAGAAGCAGGAAGAGGAUAAGAAAUGGCUGGUUCUCAGGGGUUGCUAACAUUCAAGGAUGUGGCCAUAGAAUUCUCCUGGGAGGAAUGGGCAUGCUUGGAUCCUGCUCAGCAGAAUUUGUAUAGGGACGUAAUGUUAGAAAACUACAGAAACCUGGUCUCCCUGGGUCUUGUUGUUUCUAAGCCGGACCUGAUCACCUUUCUGGAGCAAAGACGAGAGCCCUGGAAUGUGAAGAGUCAUGAGAUAGUAGCCAAACACCAAGGUAUAUUUUCUCUUUACACCCAAGGUCUGUGGAAAAAGCAGUGCUUAGAAGCUCCAUUCCAAACAAUGACAUUAGAGGUGUUUGGGAUUUGUGGCCUUGAAAAUAUAUACUUAAAGAAAGACUGGGAAAGUGUGGGUGAGUUUGAAGGGCAGAAUAUAUAUUAUGAUGGACACAAAAAAUGUAGGACAACUAUCUAUAAUGAAAACAUCACUGAUAGGAAAUGUCAAAAAUACAAAACAUUUUUGAAAAAGUAUCAAUGUAUGUCCAUUACUUUUGCUGAACCACGUAUUUCUGUAAAUAAAUAUCAAUAUGAACUUUUGAAACAUAAAUUUUAUCUGAAAGGAAAUUUGGAAAAUUUAAAUAAUGACCUAGGCCAUAUUGAAAAUAAUGAUUUGGAACAAUUAAAAUGUAGAAUUGGGUUAAAUGUUCAGUCAAAUAUUUCUGAAGAUCUGAGAUUUAAAAAUGAAGGGAAUAUUUCUCUAUGUGAUCAAUGUGAUGAGUCAUUUGUUAAAAGUUUAUUAUACUUCCACCAAAAAUAUGCCAAAAUCUACGACUUUGAUCAGUACAGGAAGGUCUUUACCCAUUCAACAUUACUUAAGCAAUAUCAGGGAAUAUAUAAUUGGAGAAGACAUUACACCCAUAAUAAAACUUCAAUGUCUGUUAGCCACGGUGCCACCCUAAAUUAUUCCCAGGAUAUUUAUAUUAGAGAUAAAAAUUAUUCAUGCUAUAAGUCUGAGAACACCUGCCAACUCUCUAGCCCUAGAAAGCAUCAGAAAAGUAAUUUUCCAGAGAACCAUUACAAAUGUAACAAAUGUGAGAAAAUCUUUCAUCAAUAUUCAAAGCUUAUUUUCCAUCAGUGUAUUCAAAUUCAGGAGAAAUCUCAUGAAUGUAAUAAAUGUUUAGAAGCUUUUACUCUCUCAUCAAUUCAUAAUCAACAUCAAAGAAUCCAUGUUGGAGUAAAUUCAUACAGAUAUAAUAAAUGUGAGAAAGUCUUUAGUCAAUCAGCAAGUGUAAAACAAUAUGAGACAAUUCAUACUGAGGAGAAAAUCUACAAAUGUAAUGAGUAUUUCAAAGUUUGUAACCAUAUCUCACAACUUAGUCAAUGUCAGAGAAUUCGUACUGAAGGGAAGCAAUACAAAUGUAAUGAGUGUGGCAAAGCCUUUAAACGUGGUUCACAUCUUACUCGACAUCAGAGAAUUCAUACUGAAGAGAAACAGUACAAAUGUGAUGAAUGUGGCAAAACCUUUAAACGUCAUUCAUAUUUUAUUCAACAUGAAAGAAUUCAUACUGAAGAGAAACAGUACAAAUGUGAUGAAUGUGGCAAAGCCUUUAAACGUCGUUCAUAUUUUAUUCAACAUGAAAGAAUUCAUACUGAAGAGAAACAGUGCAAAUGUAAUGAAUGUGGCAAAGCCUUUAAACGUGGUUCACAUCUUACUCGACAUCGGAGAAUUCAUACUGAAGAGAAACAGUACAAAUGUGAUGAAUGUGGCAAAGCCUUUAAACGUCGUUCAUAUCUUACUCAACAUGAGAGAAUUCAUACUGAAGAGAAACAGUACAAAUGUAAUGAAUGUGGCAAAGCCUUUAAACGUGGUUCACAUCUUACUCAACAUCAGAGAAUUCAUACUGGACAGAAACCCUACAAAUGCAAGGAAUGCAGUAAAACUUUUAAUUCUAGUAUGCAUCUUACUCAACAUCAGAGAAUUCAUACUGGAGAGAGACCUUACACAUGUAAAGCAUGCAAUAAAUCUUACACUAGUUCUUCAAGUCUUAUUCAGCAUCAGAGAAUUCACACUGGAGGGAAACCCUACAAAUGUAAUGAAUGUGGCAAAACCUUUCAUUGUAAUUCAUAUCUUAUUGCACACCAGAGAAUUCAUACUGGAGAAAAACCCUACAAAUGUCAAGUAUGCAGCAAAUCUUAUAUUCAUCAUGCAAGUCUUAUUUAUCAUCAGAAAAUUCAUACUGAAGAGAAACCUUACAAAUGUAAAGAAUGUGGCAAAUCCUUUUACUAUAAAUCAUAUCUUACUGAGCACCACAGAAUUCAUACUGGAGAAAAACCUUACAAAUGUAAAGCAUGUAGUAAAUGCUUUAGUCAUUCUUCAAGUCUUAUUCAGCAUCAAAGAAUUCAUACUGGAGAAAAACCUUACAGAUGUAAAGCAUGCAGUCAGUCUUAUGCUCAGGCUUCAGGUCUUAUUCGGCAUCAGAGCAUUCAUACUAGAGAGAAACAUUACAAAUGUGAAGAAUGUGGCAGAGCCUUUUACCAUAGUUCAAAUCUCAGUCGACAUAAGAGAAUUCAUGGUAGAAAAACUCUAUAGGUGUAAUAAAUGAGGAAAACAUUUUAUCAAAAAUA
Microcebus murinus (gray mouse lemur) is the source of this 2891-nucleotide messenger RNA. The record is from RefSeq and is a predicted model, not a curated record. Lineage: Eukaryota; Metazoa; Chordata; Mammalia; Primates; Cheirogaleidae.